AUGAACAUGUCCGCCGGCGACGGCCAGGCACACCACGGGGCGCACGGCGGCGAGGGCGCCGGACACGUCGGCCACCACCACCAUGGCGGCUGCAGCGGUGAAAAGGGGCCGUACUCGGUGGGGCUGCACGUAGCGGGCGUUUUUGUUCUGCUCGUGGCCUCGCUUGUGGGGACGCUUAUCCCACUUGCCGGGAAGUACGUGCCGUGCCUGCAGCUGAGCCCGUUCAUGUUUGUCCUUGGCAAGUGCGCGGCGACUGGCGUGGUGCUGGCCGUUUCCCUACUCACCAUGGUUCACCACAGCAUGCACAGCUUUGCGGAGGAGUGUGUGCCCAAGGCGCUUAAUUCAAAUACGUACGACGCGUUUGCAUUGCUAUUUGCGAUGAUUGCGGCGAUGUUGAUGCACCUGUUCGAUGCUGUCUUGGACGGCGUGCUACAGAGCUGGGCGGCUUGCGACGCUGGCGCCCAGACCUCGACAACUAUUGGAGAGCAGGGCGGGACGCAAAAGAAAGGCGGCGCAUGUGGGGGCGCGUGCGGUAUGGAGGGGUGUGGAGAGGAACCAGGACCGAAUUGUGAGACCGGUGGGUGCUGCCAGAACCGUGGGGCCCUUGCGGCAGCGCGGCUCAACAGCGCGAGGCGUGUCGCUGCUGCAGUGUUAAUGGAGUUCGGCUUGGCGUCACACAGUGUUUUCUUGGGCCUUUCUGUGGGGAUUGCGAGUGACACGCAGAUGCGGACGCUGCUUAUCGCUUUGUCGUUCCACCAGCUGCUGGAGGGAGUUGCGUUGGGCUCGCGGCUGGUGGAGGCUUCCAUGAGCGUUCUGGCUGAGGUGGCAAUGACGCUAAUCUUCUCCGUCUCCGUGCCCCUGGGUAUCGCGAUUGGCCUCAUCACAAUGGUGGGGACAAAUUCUUCCAUGACGGGCCCGGCGUUCGUGACGCUGCAGGGGGUGGUGAACGCCCUGGGCGGCGGCAUGUUGCUGUACAUUGCCUUUUCCCUGAUUUUCAAUGACUUCCCGGCGGACAUGCGGAGCGUCGCCGGGCCGACCGCGGCGCAUGGAGGCUGGAAGCGGUGCGCAAUGUUCGCGGCCUUCUGGGGCGGCACUGGCGCCAUGGCAGUUCUCGCCAACUGGCACUAG
Messenger RNA from Trypanosoma conorhini, 1128 nucleotides. Its product is annotated as cation transporter. Bases 1 to 1128 code for a protein of 375 amino acids. Gene Ontology annotation, cellular component: plasma membrane. The transcript has a single exon. NCBI's taxonomy places the organism in Eukaryota, Euglenozoa, Kinetoplastea, Trypanosomatida, Trypanosomatidae. Gene Ontology annotation, biological process: zinc ion transmembrane transport. Gene Ontology annotation, molecular function: zinc ion transmembrane transporter activity. The record is from RefSeq and is a predicted model, not a curated record.